AUGUAUAGAUCAAAAAAGCUAACAACCAUCGAGUAUUCAGAUGCAAACGGAGGCGCCAAGGAGGGGGGCGAGGCUGAUAAGCAGAUUAUCGAGACUGAGUCAAUUCGGAACCGGAUGGAGCAUCAACAUAUUGGUAGCGGACUUGAGAAAACGAAAAUUGCUGCAAGUGAACACGACUUGAGUACACACCACGAGAAGGCGCUAGAGAACUUGGCUCAAAAGCAAGCAGAUUACGAUUCGAUGACCAAGUUGCUUGAUUGGACUAACAGAGAAAUUAGGAUAGUCUUCGCAACUCAAAUUAUUGAAAACGCCCCGGAAUUACACGUAGAAAAAUCUGGCAUUGAGACGCUGAAGGAGAUUGAUGAGGAAUUAACAGUGGUCGCUAACGCUGCACUGUCCAUCUAUGGCCCCCCGAAGACGCCACCUGAGAAAUCUUUAAUCCUCAAAUCAUCCAGCCAACUUUCAGACCCAAGCUUGCUAGAUUUUGUCAAGGUCUAUAAGGAAGGGAUUCCUAGGCUCUUCGAACUUCUAUAUACGCUCGCAACCUUGCCGCCGUACUACUCAUAUGUUGGACUCGCUUCGAAAAGCUGUAUACUGAAAAUGUUUGACUACUUGAGCAAAUACAAGAUGAUGCCUACUGAUCUAGAGGAUGGUUUUAAAAUGACGAUGAAAAGUCCCUCUGGCCUAGAAUGGAUAGCGAAAGAAAUGCAGGGCGCAUUCCUGCCAGGCUCCAAGUACGGGCUCAAGUUUCACGUGCCCUUGAAUGAAGCGGAAUUCUUGGAAAAUCAUCCACAUUUGUCGCAAUUAGCAAAUUUGUACAAGGGACUUGGAAAAAAGGAACAAAAUUAUGUUAUGUUCCACAGUCUCAAACUAUCGAUGACCGAACUUUACGACUACUUAUUUUCAGUCCAGAAAGCUACUUCCGGCCCGAUUCCUAUUCAAGGAACCUGGCACAUGAAUUUUCUUGGAAAGAUGGAAAAAAUUCUCUUGAAGGAGUUCGAGCCCAAGGACUCCCAUGCCAAUUCGGUAGACUUGGAUUUUUCAGAGGUACAGCAGGAGAUAUUGAACUGCAGGAAAUUUUUGGUAGACCCAGCCGCGCUAUCACAUAAUCCCGAGGUGCAGCAUCACCUGAUGCGCUACUCAUUCCUGAUCUUGAACUUUAUGGAUGGCAAGCUUGGUCGGAAUUACGUCGAAAAACUCGGAUUAAAGGUGCAAGAGCACGACAGCGUGGAGUACCAGACUGCUUACGAAUUCAUGAAAUCAACCGGGGAAGUGAAUGUAUGGAAGAAUAUCCUCAUGGACUAUGGCUGGACACUUGCGACAGACAAGCUUUUCAACCCCAGAGUUAACGAAGAAGAUUGGGAGGAAAAAGGAGCGUUUUAUUGGACGAAGUUCCAGGAAGCUGCCAACCAUUACGCGAGCCUCAGCCGUUCAUUGGAAAGUGAUCCUCAACAAGCCCAACUACUCAAAACCAAUUCCUACAUUCAGUGGUACAAAGCAGCAUGGGAUUCGGACCUUGCCGAAAUUAACAGGUACUAUGAAGAUUUCAGGAAGCUGGUACAGUUGGACCGUAUCCAAGCGCACAACAUCCCAGAAUCUUACCUCCCUUAAACUCAGGGCCUGUACCAUAUGGCAUGAAAAUUUCAUUUUCCAGAACUUUUCAAACGUUAUUUUCCUCAAUUUUUCAUACCAUCAAAACUUACCAGCACCAAAGGCAAUUUUUUG
Messenger RNA from Puccinia graminis f. sp. tritici CRL 75-36-700-3, 1725 nucleotides. RefSeq lists its product as uncharacterized. Lineage: Eukaryota; Fungi; Basidiomycota; Pucciniomycetes; Pucciniales; Pucciniaceae. The record is from RefSeq and is a predicted model, not a curated record. The transcript is spliced from 4 exons. Bases 1 to 1611 code for a protein of 536 amino acids.